Messenger RNA from Miscanthus lutarioriparius, 1026 nucleotides. The record is from the annotation of a GenBank genome assembly. NCBI's taxonomy places the organism in Eukaryota, Viridiplantae, Streptophyta, Magnoliopsida, Poales, Poaceae.
AUGGCUGUCCAGGCGCCGCACCUACUCAGCCCCGCCUUCCUCCCCCACCACGACAUCGGCAACGUGUUCAGGGCACUGGAGGGCGCCGCGGUCGGCGGCGGCGGCGCCUCCGUGUUCCUGGACGAGCUCGGCUUCGGCGGGUGCGCGCCGGCGCCGGCGCCGACCAUCGGGGACGCCGCGUUCGGCGACGCCCAGCCGCGCAGCGAGCUCACCUGCAACGGCGGCGGCGGGGACAUCAACGUGUUCCUCCCGAGGAAGCGUGCACGCGUUGCGCCCGGGUUCCUGGAUGAUGGCAGCCACCAGCAGCAGGGCUUGGUUCUGCCCCUGCCGGUGCCGCACAGCCAGGUGUUCGCUGGCGACGCGCAGAGCAGCAGGGCCGGCGGGUGCGGCGCGGCGUCCACCAGCGGUCGGGCGGUGGUGUCGGCCAAUGGCGUCCUCUCGCAGCUCUACCAACAGGGCGUGGAGAUCGACGCGCUGGUGCGGCUCGAGACGGAAAGGAUGCGCGCGGGACUCCAGGAGGCUCGCCGGCGGCACGCGCGCGCGGUGGUCGCGGCCGUGGAACGCGCCGCGGCAGGUCGGCUCCGCGUGGCGGAGGCCGAGCUGGAGCGCGCCCGGUGCCGCAACGCGGAGCUGGAGGAGAGGCUCCGGCAGCUGGCCGCCGAGGGCCAGGCGUGGCAGGGCGUCGCCAGGAGCCACGAGGCCGUCGCCGCGGGCCUCCGCGCCACGCUGGACCAGCUGCUGCAGGAGCCCGCCGGCGCCGGCGCCGACUGUGGCGGCGGCGAGGCGGAGGACGCGCGGUCCUGCUGCUUCGAGACCUCCCCGUCGGGACUGCUCGUCGUCACCGACGACGCGGCGUCCAGGGGCUGCUCGUCGUCGCCGUCGUGCAAGUCGUGCGGCGGCGGCGACGCGUGCGUGCUGCUCCUCCCGUGCCGGCACCUGUGCCUGUGCCGCGCGUGCGAGGCCGGCGCCGAGGUGUGCCCCGUCUGCGCCGCCCCCAGGAACGCCUCGCUCCAGGUCCUGCUGUGA